Thecamonas trahens ATCC 50062 is the source of this 1805-nucleotide messenger RNA. RefSeq lists its product as uncharacterized. Bases 217 to 1785 code for a protein of 522 amino acids. The transcript has a single exon. The record is from RefSeq and is a predicted model, not a curated record. NCBI's taxonomy places the organism in Eukaryota, Apusomonadida, Apusomonadidae.
GAGAGCGAUGACGCUGAUGGUCAUGCCGAGUCCUCGGGCCACUCACCCCUGAUUGAAGCCGAGCCGCAGCUUCUGCAGCCCGGUGCAGGCGCGCGGCUGACGGCGCACCGGUCCAGAUCGGUCUCGCCGACUGCGCUCCGAUCACCAAGCAUUGACCAGGCCGGCAACGCUGCCUUGUCCCACAAGCAUGCGCACGCUCAUGACAGCGGCGGCAGCAUGUUCGCGAAAAAGGCAACUCAUAGUCGCUCCCUAAUCGAGAUCGACAGCUCGUCGAUCAAGGCCCACUCGUCGCCGCGACUCAACGACGACUUUGCCCCAGAGAACGAUACAAUCGAACCGGCAGCCGAGCCUGGCAGUGACAGUACUGGAGGUGGCUCUAACGAUCUCUUCUUUGACGCUCUAGACGUGCUGCCACCGCCGGCGUCCAACUCGCCGACUUCCGACGUGGAGGCGCCGUCCAUCCUUGUGCUCCAUCCGUCGGUGGGCGAGUCGGACUUUGCGCGGGCACACUCCGAGUCGCGUCGGGAGCGGUCGUUGUCAUCAGACCGGCCGGUGCGGCUUCGGCGGCGGCGGAGGCGCAAGCGGCGGCGGCCGUCGUCUCGCCACACGUCGCAGCGGGCUGCGCGCUCGUGGCGCGAGCCGCGCGGCGGCUCAGACGCCUCGCACGACGGCUCAUACUCGCCAACCGUGACGGCCACCGCCACUGCUACCGCCACCGCCACCGCCACUGGCCCAGCGUCGAUGGGCGCCGCCACGUGGGCAGCGCAGGGUCGGCAGUCGCCCGAGUUGGCCGACUCGGCCGCUGCCGGGGUGCACGAUGACUCGGGCUCGGCCGCCGACAACGGCGGUGACCAACGCAUGCGACAUGUGGCUUCGGAAAGCAAUGUUCACGGGCUUGGCUACCACGCCAACGCGGGUAGCCCAGAGCCGGGCGGCGACAUCAUCGAUGACGAUGUGUCUGCCACGCCGGCGACGCCAGCGACCGAGCCGGUCACGCCCAAGCCGUGGCUUCUUGUCGACUACAAGCCUGUGCAGAACGACCCGGAGCAGAUGCCCGAGGCUAUCAUCGAGCGGUUUGCGGCGGCCGAGCCCGAGCACGCCGCCAUACUUGCCGAGCUUAAGGCGCAUGCAAAGGCGACGUACAACGAGACCUUCCUCACCCAGUUCUGCUCGGACGACCUCGUCUUUCACCGCUACCUUGUUGCCACCCACUGGGAGCUUGAGAAGGCCAAGGAGAUUCUGGGUGAGACGUGCGAGUGGUUUACCGAGAACCGCCCGCGCGAGAUGGUGUGCGAGACGUGCAUGACCGUGCCGGGCUCGCACACCAUGUACAUCCUCGGCUACGACAAGAUCAAGCGGCCGGUGGUGUACCAGACGUUCAAGGGCAACCUCGAUCGCGACCCAGACGCCCUCAUCCGGCACUCGAUUGUGGUCAUGGAGUCGAUGAUCCAUUGCAUGGCGUCGGGCGUCGGCCAGUGGGUGUGGAUCAUCGACUACGCCGGCUUUGGCUACUCGUGGGUCAACAAGUCGAUGGCCAAAAAGUACGCCAACCUCUUCAACAACUACUACGCCGAGCGACUCGGCGAGAUCAUGCUCAUCGAGCCUCCUUUCCUCUUCUCCGCCCUCUGGCGCUUUGGCAAGCGCUUUGCCGAGCCUGAGACGGUCGCCAAGGUCUCCUUCCUUGCCAUGACCGAGACCGAAGACAAGUUCCACCAGCUCUUUGACCCGGACCUCGUCGCUCUCAUCAACGAGAAGAUGGCCUACUACCGCUCACUUUCCGAGUAACAAACGACCAAGCCAUCCAU